AUGGCGGGCUAUAGUGGUCCUGGUAAUGGAUCGAAUCAAUUAAAUAUGCCUUGGGCCGUUUAUGUUGAUAAAAAUGAAUAUGUGUGUGUAGCGGAUACCGAUAAUUCUCGCAUUCAAAUGUGGGCAAAAGGUGCGACCCGUGGCGUAACAGUAGCUGAGAGACAUGACGAAGGUAUAAUCGUAGCGGGCACUGGUGUAGGAGGGUCGGCAGCAAAUCAAUUAAGUAGAUCACGUGGUUUCGUUAUCGAUCAACGCGAGACAAUCUACAUAGCCGAUUUAUGGAAUAGUCGAAUAAAAAAAUGGAAGAAAGGUGCAAGUGAAGGUAUCACUGUGGCAGGCGGGAACGGACAAGGUUUAGCUGCUAAUCAAAUGAAUAGUCCCUGGAAUGUUGAAGUUGAUCCGUAUGGUAACAUUUACAUUGCCGAUACUGACAAUAUUCGAGUUAUGAAAUGGGUUCCAGCUGCAACCGAAGGUAUGUGA
Messenger RNA from Rotaria sordida, 480 nucleotides. The record is from the annotation of a GenBank genome assembly. NCBI's taxonomy places the organism in Eukaryota, Metazoa, Rotifera, Eurotatoria, Philodinida, Philodinidae.